Molecule: messenger RNA, 1344 nt
Organism: Rhizopus microsporus ATCC 52813
Lineage: Eukaryota; Fungi; Mucoromycota; Mucoromycetes; Mucorales; Rhizopodaceae
Exons: 1
Coding region: 1-1344 (447 amino acids)
Source: RefSeq, a predicted model, not a curated record
AUGAGCUCAGUAUCUUCUUUUGAAGGCAGUGAUAAAGACUCUUUUUUUCAAAGAAGCUUCCAAGACAACCCGGCACUAGCAAGACAUUCUUAUCUUCGAAAGACUGACUUAUUGGAUACUUUAGAUAGUGGCCGUGCCCGUGAUACGGAUGCUUGGAGUGUUGCUGCUACGAUUGAUGACCAAGAGUCUGUCAUUAGUACACAUGCAACAAGUGUCAGUCGUUUGACUCAUGACAGAGAGACUGAUGAUGAUAAUAACACUAUAGAUGAUAUUCGUGAUCAGCUUCAAGACAUUCGCUUGAGAGAAGUACAAAAUCUGAGAGACCUCGUAGGACAUCCUCCUCCAUUGGACGACGAAGACAAACAGUCUCGAUCGAAUGCUGCCGAGUUUGGAGAUGCUAGGUCUUCUGUAACGUUCGAACAUAGCGUAACAGGUAGUAGCGACGAUGAGCCUACACAUGAUGUUGUUAAUGACCAAAUAUCUGCGCCCCCUCAACCUCAACCAAGCUUUGCCUCCUUAAUGACCAAAUCUUAUGCAGAACUACUCGAAGAGAACGAGAUGCUUCAGGCGCAGUUAAGGAAUGCUCAGCUGGCGCAAAAGCAUCAAGCAGAGAUGAUUAUGAACCUAAAGAGUCUAACAGGCUGUAACGAAGAAGUGUAUGGGAAAGCAUUAGCUCUAUCUCAAAUGAAGGAUGAUUUUGUUACGACUGCAGGACCAUCCAUCGUGAACUCACGUACACUAACACAGAAACUGGCAAGAUUGGCAGAGACAGUGAGUCGAUUUGUGAUUGCGGUUGUACCAGAGGAAAAUGAAGAGUGGAAAUUAAGCUUGGAACAAUCGCUUUAUUCUCAUAUUACGCAGCUUUAUAUAACAUCACUUCCCUUUGGUACAGAGAAUCAACACUUGUUAAAUACAGCCUAUUCUGAUCAAAUAAGUCGAUUCCAAAGCACAUUAGGGGCUAACUUUGCCAAAUGGUAUAGACGACAGACAGUUCAGUCGCUCGCCUUAAACCCUGCAACAAAAGAAUAUUUACAAGAUAUUCAAAGACACUUUACAAAAGAAAUGAUGCGAUUAUUAAACAUAAAUAAUAUGGAUGAUGAAAUUAUGCGUAUCUGGAAUUAUAUAUUGGAUUUAUGUGCUUCAUUAUCAUUAGAGAUUCAUGGAGGAGAUGCUGAUGUAUCUGUUCAACCUAUUGAAGUUGGUAGUAAAUAUGAUGAAGAAACCAUGGCUCCUAUUGGAAAUAUGAACAAUUCAAAAGAUAAAGUAGUCAAAAUGACAAUUAGUCCCUUGUUUAUUGAUGAGGAAGAGGUUGUCUUGUUACCAGCAAGAGUUGUACUUGAGUAA